Molecule: messenger RNA, 1992 nt
Organism: Closterium sp. Yama58-4
Lineage: Eukaryota; Viridiplantae; Streptophyta; Zygnematophyceae; Desmidiales; Closteriaceae
Source: the annotation of a GenBank genome assembly
AUGACUCUGCGUCCCUCUACUGCUCCUCGGCGUGUCCCUCUACCGUCUCCUCCUGCGUCCUCUUUGCCUGCCGUUCCGGACCCUGAGUCUGACCGGUAUCGCGCUGAGCACCCUACAGUCACGCGUCUCCUUGCUACUGUUGUCACUGACCCCACCUUUGAGUCCUCGGCUGCGUCUGCUCUGGUCGCUGAGUUGGUUGACUUUGCUGCUGCCUGUCGUCUAGACUACGCUGCUAGCCUUGUCGCUGAGUCAGAGUCUGCGUCUGUCUGUCCUCCGUCCGUCGGGGGUGAGUGUGCUCUUGGCACGGACGUCCUUGAGGACAGGCAGGAGGACUUUGACUCUCUUGCGGCUGCUGUACCUCAUCUCGUGGCCUCGUUGCUUGCCCCUGAGGGAGACCCGGAUGCACUAGACAUCCCCACUCCGCGCACUUACGCAGAGGCGAUCUCGGGUCCCUACUCCUCUCAGUGGCAGACAGCCAUGGACGCAGAGAUGGCAUCCUGGAAGUCCACAGGCACCUACGUCGACGAGGUUCCCCCUCCUGGGGCGAACAUCGUCGAUGGCAUGUGGAUUUUCAGGGUGAAGCGGCCGCCAGGUUCUCCGCCUGUCUUCAAGGCUCGUUACGUUGCUAGAGGCUUCAGUCAGCGUCAGGGGGUCGACUUCUUCCAGACCUUCUCCCCCACCCCGAAGAUGACCACUCUUCGGGUUCUGCUGCACGUUGCUGCUCAGCGUGACUACGAGCUUCACUCUCUUGACUUCAGCACAGCGUUCCUGCAGGGCAGCCUGCACGAGGAGAUCUGGCUGCGCCGCCCACCUGGCUUUACUGGGUCGUUUCCCCCUGGUACCCAGUGGAGUCUCCGCCGGCCAGUCUACGGUCUCCGCCAGGCGCCACGUGAGUGGCACGACACACUGAGGACUACUCUUGCGGCUCUUGGGUUCGCGCCGUCUACUGCUGACCCGUCGCUGUUUCUGCGCACUGACACGUCGCUGCCGCCGUUCUACAUCCUAGUGUACGUCGACGACUUGGUCUUUGCUACUGCUGACACUGAGGCACUCGCUCGUGUGAAGUCGGAGCUGCAGAAGAGACACACCUGCACUGACCUGGGUGAACUGCGUAGCUACCUUGGCUUGCAGAUCACCCGGGACAGAGCCCGUCGCACCAUCACCCUGACUCAGUCACACAUGGUGCAGCAGGUCCUUCAGCGCUUCGGCUUCCAGUUCUCCUCACCACAGGCCACACCUCUGGCUACCAGCCACUCACUCUCAGCUCCACCUUCGGACGAGUCCGUAGAGCCGAGUGGCCCGUACCCAGAGCUUGUAGGCUGCCUCAUGUACCUGAUGACUUGCACGCGACCUGACCUCGCGUACCCUCUUAGCAUCCUUGCUCGUUACGUUGCGCCUGGGAGACACAGGCGAGAGCACUGGGAGGCUGCUAAGAGGGUGCUGCGGUACCUGUGCAGUACAUCAGGCAUGGGGCUGGUGCUUGGAGGACGCGACAGAGUUGUCCUCACUGGUCACUCGGACGCCUCUUGGGUGGACGACCUGGCUACGCAGCGGUCGUCACAGGGUUACACCUUCAGCCUUGGCUCUGGUUCUGUCUCGUGGCGGUCCACCCGCUCUUCCUCUGUUCUCGGCUCUAGUUGUGAGGCUGAGAUCUACGCCACAGCCAUGGCUGCACAGGAGUUACGCUGGCUCACCUACCUGCUGACUGACUUGGGAGAGCGGCCUAGUUCUCCUCCAGUUCUGUACGGUGACAACAAGGCGGCUCUUGCCUUGUGUCAGGAGCACAGACUGGAGCACAGGACGAAGCACAUUGCUCUUCGCUACUUUCUUGCUCGAGAGCUUCAGCAGCGCGGUCAGCUUCGGCUUGUGUACGUGGACUCGAAGGCCAACACUGCUGAUAUCUUCACCAAGGCGCUCCCGCCUAGUGAUCAUCAGCGGCACUGUACUUCUUUAGGCCUUGUGUCCACGUUUCCUCACUUGCUCACUGCUUGA